Molecule: messenger RNA, 4035 nt
Organism: Paramecium tetraurelia
Lineage: Eukaryota; Ciliophora; Oligohymenophorea; Peniculida; Parameciidae
Exons: 6
Molecular function (GO): protein binding
Source: RefSeq, a predicted model, not a curated record
AUGUAACAAGAAGAGAAAAAGAAAGGGGACGGUGGGAAAAUGGAGACCAUAAAAAUUAUGAAUGGUUUCACUGAUAAGGAAUGGAAUCAUCUUGAUAGGAUAGAGAGAAUUGAGCUUACUCUUGAAGAUUUUGGGAGAAUGAAUGUUAUUUAGGUAUUCAAAAAUUUGAGAUCUUUGACUCUUAUAAAUGUAGGGAUUACAAUUAUUGAAGGAUUGGAUGAAUUGUCCAAGUUGGAGGAAUUAAAUUUGAAUGAGAAUUCAAUUACCAAAUUGAAUGGACUAAAGGGGAUCGUUAAUGUAAAAUCCAUAUACAUAUCACAUAAUGCAAUCCAAAAAAUUGAGGGAUUGGAAAAUCUCACUAAAUUGGAGACUUUGUGGCUUUGCGAUAAUAAAAUUGAUGCAAUUCAAAAUUUAGAAAAUUUAGUUAAUUUGAGAUAAUUAUGGUUAGCAGCCAAUCAAAUAAGUUACUUAAGAACAUCUCUUGACCGACUUAAGAAUUUACAUGAUUUGAAUAUAAGUGGAAACAAAAUUUGUAGUUUUAAAGAGGCAUUAAAUUUAAAUCGUUUACCAAACCUAAAGGUUUUAGCAUUUUACGAUCCUCAUUUUGGUGAUAAUCCUAUUUGCAACCUGUGCAACUAUUAGACCUAUGUUUUAUAUCAUUUAAGAAACAUUUACAAAUUAGACACUUUAAUUAUAUCAGAGGAGUAGAAAUCUUUUGCUGAAGGUACUUUUAUGAAAAAGAAAAUGUAUUAUAAUAUGAGAAUUAAGACCAUGUAGAGGACAUUUUCAACCUUAUGCAAGCUAUUAAAGAAAGGCAAGAAAAUUAAGAUGGAUUCCUUAUGUGAAGACAUUUCAAAUUUGAAUAUAAAAUUAGCACAAGAGGCUGACAAAGAAAGACAAUAAUAAUUAGAGAAUAAGCAGGAGGAAUAUGAAAAUUAAAAUGAUAUUUAUAACAGUAUAAAAAAGAAGGUUUAUGAAUAUUGUAAUCAAAGUAUACACAAAUUAAUAACUGAAUUGGAAACAGGUGGAAACAUCAGAUUAGAAGAAGGUAAAGCAAGUGAGAAGUGGUAUGUUUCUUGUGUUGAUCUUAUCAAUUCUAGAUUUCACUCUGAAAAUAUGGCUUAGUAUGGGAUUAAGGAUAUUCAAAUCAAGAGAGUAGUGAGGAUUCAUAACAAAUUCAUUCGAAAUAAGUUUGAAGAAAAGAUGGAAUCUCUUGUGGAUGUAUCCAAUCAGAGCCAUAAGAAAUCAUUAGAGUAUCUCUUUUACGGAGUAGACCCUAAUUUUUAAUCUGAAAUUUAUAAUGUGAUUGAAGAAGGUUUCAGAGGUUGUUAAGAAUCAAAAUAAAUUGGAUUAAGUGCAUAUACACCAUUAGUGAAUAGCAUUUUGGGAGCAGAUGCAUCAAGAAUUCAAUAUAUUUUGAAUGGAUAAGAUCAUAAACAGAAAUUGAACAAAAGUUUUAUUAGAAGGAGAUUAUAAUAUAACAAUUAGAAUGUGAUCCCUCCAGGAGUCUUGCUCAUUUGUAAAGUUCUUAUGAUUAAGUCUGUUCCUGAUUCAAAGUAUCCAUAUUUCAAUCCUGAACAACCAUGGAGUGAGAUGUUUUAGAAAUAAUCGAUUGAUGGAAAAUAAUAUUAAGAUGAAUAUACGGUUUAUAGAUAAAUGGAGAAUGAUCCAAAACACAGAUUAUGGUUUGUUUUAGAUAACAAUUUAGUUUUACCAGAAUACUUUGCAGAAUUUGAAUAUGUAAUGAAAUCACCAUUACAAAAUAAAAUUGCUGACUUCGGUUCUGCAUUAGGUGUUCUAGAAUAAGAAGAUGAUGAUUUCAUCACUCCUGCUAACAUCAAUUUGUAGAAGGAAAACAUCAAUGAUUAAUAUAAUUAAUUGGCAGACGAUUUAAAUACUUAUUAGUUUGAGAAUUUAGAAGAAUAUCCUACUUAUGAACUUAAGGCAUAGGAUUUGGAUCGAUCAGAAUGUGCCUCAUUAAAACCAGCUUUAAUAAAUUAUUUUAAAUAUUGUCUAAGUAGAUCAACAUUGUAUGAAUUGAAUCCAAAUUUAGUUGGCACACCAGAUUUGAAUGAAAUUCUUAAGAAUUAGACUUAAUUUUUAAAUUUAAGUAAUUGUUGUGUGCAAGACAUUACUUUUGUAAAAGGUCAAUUUCACACUCUAAUUUUAAGUUAUAAUAAAAUAAGUACCAUUAAUGGUUUGAAUGAAUUACCAAAUUUGGUAAGACUAGAUUUAUCGCAUAAUGAAAUUAGCAAUUUGAAUGGGUUGUAACACUUGAAUAGUUUGGAAGUCUUGGAUUUAACACAUAACAAUAUCUAAGACAUUGAUUAGAUUGCUUUACUUAAAUACAAUUAGUCAUUAAAGUAUUUAUGUGUUGCGUUUAAUCCAAUUAAUGAGUACAAGGAAACAAGAAAAGAAAUAGUAAUGAUUUUGAAUACUUUAUAAUUUUUGGAUCAUUUACCAGUAACAGAUGAAGACAAAGAGAAAACAACCAAUCAAAAGCAAUUAAUCACAACGGCCAUGCUUCAAACAUUCAGCAAAGUCUAAAUGGAUUGGAAGUAAAAUAUUCAAUCAGUAAUGAUUACUCAUUAGAAAUUGAGUAGUAUGAAAGGAUUGGAAGGUUUGGUACAAUUGAGACAUUUAAAUCUGGGUCACAACAAAAUAACAUAGAUAACUUCAUUAUAGGAUUCAGUACUAUUGGAGGAAUUAAAUUUAGAAAAGAAUUAGAUCAUUUAAAUUUAGGAAUUGGAUAACAUGCAAUAUUUAAAGAAGCUAGAAUUAGGAGGCAAUAAAAUAUCUAUAAUAGAUGGAAUUUCUAAUCUUAUUAACUUGAUGCAAUUGUCAUUAGAAGACAAUGCAAUACUUAAUCUGAAAGAAUUUCCAGAUCUCAAAAGUCUUAUGGAAAUAUAUUUAGGAAAUAACAAUAUUACAAACUAAAAGGAAAUUAACAAUAUUAAACAUUUACAAAAGUUAAUCAUUUUAGAUCUCUCUGGUAAUCCCUUUGCUAGAGAUACUAAUUAUAGAGCUUAUGUACUCUAUAUCAUUCCAAAGCUUAAGGUUUUGGAUGGUAUUUCAAUUGAAGCUUAGGAAUAAUAGAUGGCUAAGAAUCUAUACACUGGUAGAUUAACAGAUGAGAUUCUCUACUCUAGAUUAUAAGGGUAACCAGCAAAUAAAAUAACAGAAUUAUGUUUACAAAAUUGUGAACUCAGAGAUUUUGAGGAUGUAUUCAACGCUUAAUAAUUUCCAUAACUUGUUGAAUUGGAUUUGAGUCACAAUUUAUUCACUUCUACAAAAAUGCUUGGAUUCUUGCCACAAUUGAAAAUCUUGAUUUUAGCAUCCAAUAAAAUUGAUACUCUUCUUUAUCCAAAUGAUAUUAAUUCAAAAAAAGGUCUGAAUGGAUGUCAACAAUUAUAAAUUUUAGACAUCUCCUAAAACUGCCUAAAAGAAUUUAAUGGUCUAUAAUAUUGUUUACUUAAGGAAUUAAAAAUUAUGAAAUGUGAAAAAAAUGAAAUUGUCAGGGUUGAUUACUUGGAAAAUUUGAAAUAGUUGAAAGAAUUAGAUUUAAACUAAAAUAAAGUAAGGCAGUUCGAUCCUCAAUCAUUUGCUGGAUCUAAUCCUAUUAGAUGCUUGAAGAUAGAUGGAAAUGGACUCAAGAAUUUUUAGAAUAUUUAAAAAUUAUAUAAAUUAUUGCAUUUAUUUGCUAAUUCAAAUAGAAUUAAUGAUUUACCAGACAUCGAGCACUUAGUUCCAUUAACACAACUUAAGGAAUUAGAAUUAGUUGGAAAUUCUUUAAGUCGAAGACCUGGUUAUAGAUAAAUGGUACUUAGGAAGUUGCCUACAAUUUUGUAUUUGGAUGGCAGAGUAUAUAAAUUAUUCUAUUCCUACUCUAGGAAGUUACUACAAGAAGAAAGAGAGAGAUUAGAGCUAGUUGAUAGACAAGCUGUGCUUCCAACAAUGUAAAUUUAAUAACAGCCAAAUACAAAAGUUCCUGUUAAAUUAAGUUCGAUCAAUUUUGAUGGAAUCUUUAGUAAAUGA